Messenger RNA from Naumovozyma dairenensis CBS 421, 1026 nucleotides. It is a transcript of the gene COQ4, whose product is annotated as ubiquinone biosynthesis protein COQ4. Gene Ontology annotation, biological process: ubiquinone biosynthetic process. Bases 1 to 1026 code for a protein of 341 amino acids. Gene Ontology annotation, cellular component: mitochondrial inner membrane; mitochondrion. The transcript has a single exon. The record is from RefSeq and is a predicted model, not a curated record. NCBI's taxonomy places the organism in Eukaryota, Fungi, Ascomycota, Saccharomycetes, Saccharomycetales, Saccharomycetaceae.
AUGCUACACCAACAAAGUGUUCUGUUUCUAAGCAGAUACUGUCACAAUUACUUCCUAAAACCUCAAAGGAGGAAUGUCAUGUUAUCCGCACUGACUGCAUUAACUAGUACUGCUACGAUUGGUAAUUAUCUCUUCGGGAAAGAUAUUAAACUAGCAGAUGCCAUGGAUAAAGGAGAGUUGCAUAACAUAAAUGAGGAUUAUGCCUCCAAAGCAAAUGAAACUAUGCUUAAUCGUUUGAAAAAAUUGCGUAAUAGUAGACCCAUGGAACCAAGGUACGAAGGACAUGUUCCAUUAUAUUUACAUGAGAAACUCUUAUUGUUUCUAUCAUCAGGAAUUAGUUCAUUUUUACAUCCUGAAAACGGUAUGAAUAUAGUUAAAUUGGGAGAAGCUACUGCUAUUCCGCCAUUUUUGGAGAGUUUGAAAAGGACCAUGUUAUCUGAUGAAACUGGGAGAAGAAUAUUAAGAGACAAACCAUACGUUCAUACAAGUAUAUUACAUUUUGACAAAUUAUCUAAACUACCUGAGAAUUCCUUUGGUUACACGUUCUAUAAAUGGUGUCAAACUGAGAAAGUUUCUCCUGAUACAAGAGCUCCUGUGACUUAUAUUGAUGAUCCGAUUCAUGCUUUCAUCUUCCAAAGAUAUAGGCAAUGUCAUGAUUUUUAUCAUGCUUUGGUUAAUAUGCCUAUUAUUAUUGAAGGUGAAAUUACAAUCAAAGCUUUGGAAGGUGCUAACAUGGGAGUCCCAAUGGCAAUUCUUGGGGCCAUUUUUGCACCAUUACGUUUGAAACCAAUUCAAAGAAAAAGACUUCGUGAGAUAUAUUUACCAUGGGCUGUUAAGACUGGAUUAAAUUGUAAACCUUUGGUUAACGUUUAUUGGGAAGAAUUGUUGGAAAAGGAUGUUAACGAACUGAGAGAGGAAUUGGGAAUUAAAAUGCCUCCUAAUCUAAGAGAAAUGAGAAAGAAACGUGCUGAAAUGGUCAAAAGUCUGAAACAUAAAUAUGAAGAGAAUCCAUCGAAGGCUAAUUAA